Molecule: messenger RNA, 2600 nt
Organism: Lagopus muta (rock ptarmigan)
Lineage: Eukaryota; Metazoa; Chordata; Aves; Galliformes; Phasianidae
Gene: IL22RA1
Product: interleukin 22 receptor subunit alpha 1
Exons: 7
Coding region: 718-2523 (601 amino acids)
Molecular function (GO): protein binding
Source: RefSeq, a predicted model, not a curated record
CUCCUGCUACAGGAAAGCAGCCUCCCAUCUAUGUGAAAGGAAGAUGCUCUGCAGCCACCCAGCAGGAUGCACACCUUGGCAGACCCGAUUUGUGCUCUGCCCAGUGCAGCAGGGCCAUGUGAGUCAUUCGGCUCCCAUUCACACCCACUAUGAAUAACAGCAGAGCUUAAAAACUACUGAUCUAUUUUGACUUUCAUUUCAGGAAAAUAUCAAAAGGUAUUUCCUAGGGAAAUAGGUGUCUUGUUCGCAGCAGUUACAAUGCCAGCUAUGUGCAGAGCAGUAAGUAUUCACUUCCAGAGUUUUAAAAAGUUAAAGCUAUCCAACUAGAAAAGCAAGCCCCAAAACUGAAAAAUGUCAACAAGGGCCUUUAGUCAAGGAGCUCUUUGUCAGGAAAAUGGCAUUUGGCUCUCUUUCAAGAAAAAAGACGGGGAUUUUCUAAGCCUCUGGCUUGUGCACCUUUGUACAGUUACGUGUGUACACUCGGAAGGAGUGUUCCUGUUUGUCCCUUAAAUGCUCUCUUAUGUGCUCACACAUGCGUACAGAUCUUUUGCUGGUGAUCUCAGACGAGCACGCAGGCGGGACAGCAGCUCUGCAGCCAGUUACUGAGCAACAAAUCCAACCUGGCCUCACAAACAAGAAUUUAGCUGCUGUAAAAGGUGAUUCACCAGCACACUGGCUCAACCGCCUGCUCUCCCAGCCCGCCUUGCACUGCUAUUCAUGAAGAAACUUCUGGUCAUCUUGGCUGUGUGUUCAGUGGUCGGCACUGCGACUACAGAGAGGUUGUCAUGUCUGAAACGUGCGGCAUUUUCUUCUACAAACUUUGAGAACAUCCUAACUUGGGAAACUGAAGCAGAUAUCCCUCCUGGCACUGUAUUUGAUGUCCAGUAUAAACAGUAUGGAGAGAAAGCCUGGCUUAACAAGCAGGAGUGCCAAAGCAUCACACAGCUCUUCUGCAAUCUCACUCGUGAAACAGAGAACUUCACAGAGCAUUACUACGCCAGGGUGAGGGCUACUGGCCACCGCUGCUCCUCCAACUGGGUGCGCUCAGAGAGAUUUGAACCCAAAAAAGAAACUAUUAUUGGAGCACCAGAAGUGGAGUGUAUUCCUCAUGUACGGUCCGUAAAGUUUCUUAUACACCCCCCUUAUACGCCACUGAGAGGUGAGGAUGGCCACCAGCUAACCAUAGAGGACAUUUAUAGCAAGUUCGGUGCUGUUGAUUAUCACGUAACAAUAUUCAACCUAAGGACACAUCAAAAGUGGAUAAAGAAUGAGCAUAACAAAGAAUUUGAAGUUUCCAAUCUGGACCCAGACACAGAGUAUAAUGGAACAGUGCAUCUGUAUCUCCUUGAGAGAAGCAGCAAAUCUCAAGUAUUUUGGGUUAAAACACUACCAGAUAACACAUGGCUCUUCUACUGUUUCGUGACUCUUGGAUUCUGUGCUGGGCUGGUGUUUGCUGCUAUUGGUUAUGUGAUCUAUAAGUACGUCAAACAACACAGUGCACAGCCCAUGUCUUUGGACUUCAGAGGGAUCUCAUCGUUCCAGCCUCUAACUCUGACAGUGGAACAUGUUAUAAAGCCUAUAAAUUUAUCCAAACCUUCACUUCUCAUCCCCGAAGCACAGUUCCCACAGGUAGGCCAAUGUUUGGACAAAGCACUGGAGCCGCCACAACCAUUCCAUCCAUCACUGUGUACCUACCAGCAGCAAGCCAACCUAUCGGUGUUCCAGGGCGCCCAUCUGCUGUGCCCAGUGAGUGCAGCUCCUACUGGAUAUGCUCCUCAAACCUCUGAGCAAAGCACUGCCAACCUCCCCAUGACCUAUGGUGUGUGUGUUGAUGGCAUAGACCAUGGCAACAAGAAUAACUUCCGUAUGAACCAGUUGCUAAAGGAAGUUUUGUCAGAUAGCUCUGCUGGUGGGAAGCUUGUCAGUCAUACACUGGGUGAAAGCUGCAGCCCUUGGAAUUACAAAGAGCAGCGGCCAAAUGUGGCACUGUGGGAUAGCAGUGCCAUGAGAGACUCAGAUCUUGUACGUGGGAGCCCUCAGCAAAUACAGAAACUGUUGUUGCAGACUGAUGGGGUUGAAAGCGAAGAGCAUCUGCUACAGCUGCUGCUGCCUUCAGUGGAGCAAGGAGGAUGCUACAGACAACAGACAGCAGAACUGCCACUGUUACUGUCUUCAGUGACAGUUAACACAGACUGUGUUCCAGAGGAUGAAUCUCUGUCACGGCCAUCAGCAGCCCACCUCCUCACAGUCAGCACUGGUAACAACUUCCCUGGAGAGAACACAGAGUGGUGGGUGUCACCAGAUUCAGUGUCACAUUCUGAAAAUAAAAUGCAGUUUCAGGAAAUUUGGGAAGCAGAGAAGCUACUGGAAGCACAGGAGUUAAACUGCAUGAAACUGGACCGUGUCAUGUCCCAGGACACCAUCUCGGUGUACAGCAGUGGCAUUUCUCUCACUACACUGUUCAAAGACCUGAACUUAAAAGUACUGUGGGAUCAAGCAGAUGAAAACACAGAAUUUUAUUAAGGAGAGUUAAUGAUGUUAAAAUCCAGGUUCUAUUUGUUUGUAUGAAAUAGAAGUGUGUCCUGCAAACAGCACAUGCA